Messenger RNA from Cercospora beticola, 2300 nucleotides. RefSeq lists its product as uncharacterized. Gene Ontology annotation, molecular function: flavin adenine dinucleotide binding; NADP binding; N,N-dimethylaniline monooxygenase activity. The record is from RefSeq and is a predicted model, not a curated record. Lineage: Eukaryota; Fungi; Ascomycota; Dothideomycetes; Mycosphaerellales; Mycosphaerellaceae.
CAUGUUACCAUUUUCGAAAAGAAGGACAGAAUAGGCGGUAUUUGGGCCAUUGACCGGAUGUCGCCACAUGAAGGCUAUCUACACCCGGACACCCCUACGAAUCUCUCGCGAUUCACUGUUGCGUUCUCAGACCUGGAUUGGAAUGCCAUUGGUCUUGACUCAGUGCCUAUGUUUCCCAAGGCCUGGCAGGUCAAUCAGUAUCUCGAGGCAUAUCGGACGAAGAAUAUUCCUAGCGACUGUUUCCGUUUUCGCCAUCAUAUCACAAAGACGGAGAAGACAGCAACAAGCUGGCGAGUGACUGCCCUUGACGGAGAAGGCCGUGAACACGUCCAGGAUUUCAAUUAUCUGCUCAUCGGCUCAGGCUUCUUCUCUCAGCCUCGACCUAUCAAGGACAACGUGCCAAAUGUCGCGACAGCCUUGAAGGUGAAGACCAUGCACAGCUCCGAGUUUCGGACGCUUGACGAUCUCUUCGCGAAUCGUUCCGAUGUUGCUGACCAGAAGAUCUUGAUGAUAGGCGGGGGUAAUUCUGCUGGCGAGGCCGCUGCUGCAGUGGCUCAGCAAUUGUCCGAUGCAUCGUGGUCACCAGGAAAGGGCAGGAAAGAACAGUACAAAUCUUGCAAGAUCGUACACAUCACACCCCGGCCACUUUAUGCCCUGCCACCAUAUAAUCCCACUGACACAUCGAACGUCUCGUUGUUGCCGCUAGAUCUGAAGCUGUACGAACUGUCUAAGCGUCCUCCUGGUCCCAUUGUCGCCAACGCAGGUCAGUUAACACAAGCUGUGAAAGACAUGAUUCACAACGCUCUGCAGGCACAGAUUGGCGGCGACCAGUCAGAUUUGGGUUCCUCAGCUCUUGUGAUACCGCCCUCAGAACCACGUUCUGCAGUGUACGUGGCGCUAUCGGAGACGUACCCAGAAUUUGUGAGGAGCGGAUUGAUCGAGGUCCACUCCGGGAGAGUUGUUGAGAUAUCGAACGCAGAAGACGGGACGUGCGUGACCCAAGUACAAGGCGCAGAUGGAACUUUCACGAUAGAGAAUGUGGGUGCGGUGAUAUAUGCAACAGGUUACUCGCCCAUCACAGCCAUCGACUUUCUUCCUCUGGAUGUUUCGGAAAAGCUGCAAAUCUGCCCCAGCAGCAUGAGGCUUCCACUAAUUCUGUCGGGUUGGCAAACCAUGUCAGAAGCUAUGCCAGAGAUGGCGUUCAUCGGGUUUUAUGAAGGACCCUACUGGCCCAUGAUCGAAAUGCAGGCGCGCUUCACUGCACAGCGUUGGCUUGCCGAACAACACGACUGCCCCGUACCUCGGUAUGAGGAGCCUGCGGCGUUGCUGAAACUGAGGGAAGCGAUGCGCAAUCGCAGCCAAUUCGUGCCGCAAUACUGGUUCGGAGACUAUCUCGGUUACGUCGAAGAGCUUGCUGCACAUCUCCAAUUGGCAAGGAACGACGGCGCAUUUGCUGAACGUGAGGGACCAAUAUCACCUGCAAGGUACUUGUCAGCGGGUGAUGAUGAAGCCCAAGCAAAAGCGAUUGUACAAGACCUUCACUACACAUGGCUCUCUUGCACAACGCAUGGCAAAUAUGUGGCUCGCGCUACCUUUCGAGCUCUGCAGGGCAAAUGGCGACUCAAUCGCAAUAUCGACAGCAGACUGUCGAGCUUUCCUUCGGGCGUAUUGGAAGGCGAGGCUUCUUUCCAUCCUCGAUCACCAACCCCAGACAAAAGUGGCGAGGCAUUCGACCUCGAGUAUCUCUACCAAGAGACUGGGGUGCUCCGGCUCCAGAUUGGUGCAGCCAUGACAGCGAGACGAAGCUAUGUAUACCGAUACUCCGAAGCGAAGGAUCAGCUUAGCAUCUGGUUCGUGAAACCAGAGAGCGACCUGGAGGUGGAUUAUCUGUUCCACAAUCUGCAGUUCGCAUAUCCGAGUGAGGCUAAAGCUCAAGGUGCCUGCUCGGCGAGCGCGGAUCAUCUCUGUGUUGAAGACAUGUACUGGACGAAGUACAGCUUUCCUUUCAGUGGUAUCUCGUUGCGCUCUUUCACCACCACCCACACAGUCAAGGGUCCGAGCAAAGACUAUACGAUGGUGACUCAAUUUAGCAGACCGACUCCCGCGACUGUGUCCAUAUAACAUAGAACUGGAAGGUCGACAAUCCUCAAUCGAGCAGCUCGAGGCUAGUAAAAGGAAAGGAAUCCAGUGUCAGCCACAGAUUCGGAUCGAGGGCGAAAUCGCUGCUGUAUGUAUCCAGCGACGCAACAGGCAUCGUAGCCUCGACCGACUGCAGUACUCGGUCCACAUCGGCAAGGCUG